GGGGGGGUCUCGAGAUGAUGAAAUUACUUUGUGAUGGUGGUGGAGAAGCUGUAUUGGUAGAAAGUGGUGGAGCACGUGUAGAAGGGGUUUGUCUACACGUAGGUUAUCACUGGUACAAAUACCUGUGGCCCAGGAAGGAUGAAAUGUAAAAACUCGUCUCUGAAAGUUUCUGGAACACAGAGCGUAGCAAUAGGCCCCCGCGGUUCAUAGUGUUGUACGCAGCAGCACCACCACCACUACCAUGUUACUAGUUCUGAAACUGACCAUGGGAAGACGCUUUCACAGAAAAUUGCAAAUGAAUGACAUGGUUUGUGUGACGAUGGCACUCGUUUACAACUACCAUGCGAUGACAAGACAAGGAAACGCAAACAGACACAAUACUUUCAUUACACAAUAAAGAUUUUCGACGUAACUACGACAUGGGGAAAUGGCUUUUAAUCAACAACAAAUCAAUCAAUGAAAUUUCCUCGCCCGUCUUCAUUUUCCAUUUAGACCUCAAAUCAAAAGCGAAACUUAUUUGCAUCACUGUCGUAGAAAAUAUUGUACACAUUUCUACUAUCGAUGGUGGAAAAAACUAACUUUAUUUCAAGAGAGGAUCCUUGGUCAGCAGCACGUAUUCUAAUGAUUAAUGGAUGACAUUGGCAUGAAAGAAAUUCUCUUUUAUAAUGAAUACAUCUUCAACAUUUUUCGUCUUUUAAAAUCUUCAAGAAAAAGGUUAUACAGAACACAUCUAAGCCUAUUUCUAUAAAUCUAAGGUAGAAAUUCUAUGAAAUGUUUGCUCUGCAAAAUUUUCUACUUCAUUAUCUGAUGAUUUGCAUUCUCAUUAAUUUUCAAUGAAUUUAUAAGUUUGUAGCAUCUUUAGGUAUCAGUGAAGUUUGCAUUUGAAUGCAGUGGAAAUAUUUGUCUGGAAUUAACUAUAACUAGGAGAAACAUACAGGAAAAAUUUAAUGUAGUGAGAAACCUCAAGCACUGGAUCUAUUUUCAUCUGUAAGAGAUGUCGGAAGGUAUACGAAAAUCAUAUCCUUCUGAUAUUUGUGAUAAAUCAUUCUCUCAGAGUCGUCACUUAAAGAGACUCAAACAUAUUCACACAGGAGAAAAACCAUUUCACUGUGAUAUCUGUGGUAAAUCAUUCUCUCAAAGUGGUAGCUUAACUGCACACAAACGUAUUCACACAGGAGAGAGGCCAUUUCACUGUUAUAUCUGUGGUAAAUCAUUCUCUCAAAGCAUUCAUUUAACUAUACACAAACGUACUCACACAGGAGAAAUACCAUUUCACUGUGAUAUUUGUGGUAAAUCCUUCUCUGCAAAUGGUAAUUUAACUAAACAUAAACGCAGUCAUACAGGGGAGAAGCCAUAUCACUGCAAUAUUUGUGGCAAAUCAUUUUCUGAUGGAAGUAACUUCAUUAUUCACGAACGUAUUCAUACAGGGGAAAAGCCAUUUCAGUGUGAUAUUUGUGGUAAAUCAUUCUCUGCAAGCAAUUCGUUAACCAAGCACAAACGCAGUCAUACAGGAGAGAAGCCAUUUCAUUGUGAUAUCUGUGGUAAAUCAUUCUCUAAAAGUGGUUACUUACCAAGUCAUAUGUGUAUUCAUACUGGAGAGAGGCCAUAUCACUGUGAAAUCUGUGGUAAAUCAUUCUCUGUAAGUAGUUCCUUAGCAACUCAUUUGCUUAUUCAUACUGGAGACAGGACAUAUCACUGUGAUAUAUGUGGGAAAUCAUUUUCUACAAAGGGUAACUUUACUCAUCACAAACGUAUUCAUACAAGAGAGAGACCGUAUCACUGUGAUAUCUGUGGUAAAUCAUUCUCUACUAGCAGUAACUUAAUUAAACACAAACGCAGUCAUACAGGAGAGAAACCAUAUCACUGUGAUAUCUGUGAUAAAUCAUUCUCUGCUAGCAAUAAUUUAAUUAAACAUAAGCGCAGUCAUACAGGAGAGAAGCCGUAUCACUGUGAUAUAUGUGGUAAAACAUUACUUGAUAAUAGUACCUUAAUUACUCACAAACGUACUCACACAGGAGAGAGGCCAUUUCACUGUGAUAUCUGUGGUAAAUCAUUUUCUCAAAGCUGUAAUUUAACUAUACACAAACGUACUCAUACAGGAGAAAUACCAUUUCAUUGUGAUAUCUGUGGUAAAUCAUUCUCUUCAAGUGGUAAUUUAACUAAACACAAACGCAGUCAUACAGGGGAGAAGCCAUAUCACUGUAAUAUUUGUGGCAAAUCAUUUUCUGAUGGAAGUAACUUCAUUAUUCACAAUCGUAUUCAUACAGGGGAAAAGCCAUUUCAGUGUGAUAUCUGUGGCAGAUCAUUCUCUGCAAACUGUAAUUUAACUUCUCACAAACGUAUUCAUACAGGAGAGAAACCAUUUUGCUGUGAUUCCUGUGGUAAAUCAUUCUCUCAGAAAAGUCAGUUAACUAAACACGUAUCUAUCCAUAGAAAUACGUGACUCUGUUAUUUCUCAGAUUUCUAUGAAUAUACAAUUGUAUUGGAUAAUGCUGAGCAGAAAUAUUAAUGCAAACAUGAACACACAGUUUCUUGCUUUCUGAAAAUAUAUACUCCAUGAAGAAGAUUGUGAAGUCACGUGGGUAAAUAAAUAUCUAUUCAACACUCAAA
Messenger RNA from Octopus bimaculoides (California two-spot octopus), 2610 nucleotides. RefSeq lists its product as uncharacterized. The record is from RefSeq and is a predicted model, not a curated record. Lineage: Eukaryota; Metazoa; Mollusca; Cephalopoda; Octopoda; Octopodidae.